Pelobates cultripes (western spadefoot toad) is the source of this 438-nucleotide messenger RNA. The record is from the annotation of a GenBank genome assembly. NCBI's taxonomy places the organism in Eukaryota, Metazoa, Chordata, Amphibia, Anura, Pelobatidae.
AUGCUAGACUCCCAGCACUAUGUGAACCUGGCCCCGUCCCACCCAUCUGAGGCCCCUACCACUACUGCGACUCUGCAGCCCCACGGUACCAUCAUCCUUUGGCAUCAACCACAAGUUUUCUAUAAAAUGGCUGAAGCAGUGCAUCAGGCAACCUUCUCCAGGGAGGCCGCUGAAUUUCCCUCCUCGCAAGAUGAAAUCUUCCUGGAGCUGUGGCAGAAACGUCUGAAGCAUACCUUUAACUCCCUCUGUGUGAAGCUUGCUGUUAGGCUGCAACCCUUGACCCCUUCUGUCCUGGCCGCCCACACUCCUCAAGGUUACACACUGGAAACGGAGAAGGGGGAGAAAUGCAGUGGGGUACUAUUCCGCAGCAGCAUGACAUCUUGGCUUCCAACUGGGAUCCAACACGGCAGAGCCAUGAGCUACCCCAGAGGGGCAUAG